Messenger RNA from Chlorocebus sabaeus (green monkey), 807 nucleotides. The record is from RefSeq and is a predicted model, not a curated record. NCBI's taxonomy places the organism in Eukaryota, Metazoa, Chordata, Mammalia, Primates, Cercopithecidae.
AUGAGGACAAAAAAUACCUUUCCCACUCUUUGGGAGGUAAAAUGCAGGACACAAUCAUCCCCCAGUCCCAUUUCUAGUUCAGCUGAACCAAAGACAACUCUCAAAUGGAAGAUCAGUAUUUUCAAUAGGUUGAAAAAAUUGGAUAGCGGGACAAAUAAAACCUAUAUUUGGGACAACUUGGUGGUGGCCACUGCGCAGACCAGACUUCGCUCGUUUUCGCGCGCCUCGCUCCGCUUUUCCUCCGCAACCACGUCUGACAAACCCGAUAUGGCUGAGAUCGAGAAAUUCGAUAAGUCGAAACUGAAGGAGAUAGAGACGCAAGAGAAAAAUCCACGGCCUUCCAAAGAAAUGAUUGAACAGGAGAAGCAAGCAGGCGAAUCGUAACGAGGCGUGCGCCGCCAAUAUGCACUGUACAUUCCACAAGCAUUGCCUUCUUAUUUUACUUCUUUUAGUUGUUUAACUUUGUAAGAUGCAAAGAGGUUGGAUCAAGUUUAAAUGACUGUGCUGCCCCUUUCACAUCAAAGAACUACUGACAAUGAAGGCCGCGCCCGCCUCUCUCAUCUGUCUAUCUGGCUGGCAGGGAAGGAAAGAACUUGCACGUUGGUGAAGGAAGAAGUGGGUUGGAAGAAGUGGGGUGGGACGACAGUGAAAUCUAGAGUAAAACCAAGCUGGCCCAAGGUGUCCUGCAGGCUGUAAUGCAGUUUAAUCAGAGUGCCAUUUUUGUUGUUGUUGUUGUUCAAAUGAUUUUAAUUAUUGGAAUGCACAAUUUUUUAAAUAUGCAAAUAAAAAGUUUAAAAACUUAAAAAA